Molecule: messenger RNA, 2589 nt
Organism: Trichobilharzia regenti
Lineage: Eukaryota; Metazoa; Platyhelminthes; Trematoda; Strigeidida; Schistosomatidae
Source: the annotation of a GenBank genome assembly
AUGAUGUCGCGAAGAGUAACAAACAAAGGUUUCGCAGGUUUUUCAGUUUUAUUGCGAAAAUUCCGCUCCUCUUUCAAUGCGUACUCUGAUUUGGAAAAAGGAAAAGCGAUCAGUGUUGUCGUUGUUUCUAGAUCUAGAUCUGGAACUUCUCAGAAAUGGCCCAAUACUAAACUAGGACCCAUAGACUCCAUCAAUCCUAAGUAUCCUUUACCUGGGUUCGUUGGACUUCCAGUUCCAAAGGAUGAAAAGUUACCUGAAAGGAAAUACACACCCGCGGUGCAUACAUUGCCUCCUCUGAAGGAGGAAAAAUAUGCGGCGGUUCUUUUGGAUGUCCACAAUGCUAUGGAAUUCAAUGAUUCUCAGCCUUCAAUAAUUCCGUUGAUAUCUGACCAGCUUGAAUGCAGUAUACACACCUGUCCAACUCUAGUUCAGCGAGAUCUGGCGAAUGUCUUUCCAUCAAGAAAACUUUCCACUACUCCUUUAACAGCUUUAAUUCUUAGCCAUCAUACAAAUGAAUCGUUGAAUAUGUGGAGUGAGGAAGCUGCAGAUGAACGCGAACAAUUAGCACAAUCUUUUAUCACUUCUGCGAUUGAAAUAUGCGCUUCAUUGAAAGAACUGGGUUACUGGGCUGACUUCAUUGAUCCAUUCACUGGGAAACCGUACAUCGGAGCACACGGUGAAGCAGUUCUUACAGAGACAGAUGAAACUAUGAAACACUUUGGAUUUGAAUUAGACAAUUCAGUGUGUUGUAAAAUGCUGCGUCAUCCUAAAUGGAAGAAUCACCUUUAUCGCUUACAUUCUUCAGUCUUACAGACUGUUCUUCAACACUUUAAAGAUUACUUUGGCAUUGAAAAUGAUCAGGAGAACGAAGCAGCGAAACAUCAAAAGGCUAAAUGUAAAGCGCUAACUGCAUCAAUAAGUUUUAUUGAUGAUCAGUAUUUUGGUGAUCAUGGUGGUAAAGAUAAUGAUAAGGCGUGUGAAGACAAAGCUGACAAUAGCUUCGUGAAAGACAAUCCGCGUGAGAAAAUGAUUCAUUCAUCAAAAUUUGAUGUUUUCGAUGAAUUAUCUGAAGUCGAUUCACAGUAUUUCGCUCCGUCAAGCUCUAAGUCAAGUAUGAUAGGAAAUUCUAUGCCAAUAACUGAUUCAUUGUCAAUGUCAAAAUCAUCAGUCAUCAGACCUGAAAGAAAAUCUCAUCCUCAUCGUGUCUCUCCUAUUGUUAAUGUUUCAAAGAAUAGCUCUAAUCGAAAGAAACAGAACAUACAUCUUGAGAAACCUGUACAUGAUUCCAGUUCUUCCUUAACACAAGAUGACGAAUUAGAAUAUUCUGAAGAAAACGAUAAUGACGAUGAUAAUUACGAAAGUGAUCCCGUUGAAUAUGGUGCAGAUACUGUCAGAAUUGUACGCCAGAGAACUAAGCUGAAUUUAUAUACUGGUACUACUUUAGAUGUAUCUUCAAAUAAUAAACAAGGUUCCAGUAUUCCAGAGAAGUUGGAUAGUCAUGGAUAUCGUGUGCCUGAUGAGGAUAUAUUUAAAUUCGACUUCUUAACUGAAGAAGAAGCUGCAAUGGUACUGUACAAGUCAAUAAUUGAUAUAAGAGAGAAUGUAAUAAUUAUGAAUAAACCAUAUGGAAUAGCAUCUCAACCUGGAAACAAUUGUAAACACAAUAUCAUUGAUCUGUUACCGCGUGUUGAAUUAAUUGUAAGGAAAAACAGAAAGGAUAAAGGUCACGGUGAUGCUGAACAACAACAACAGCCUGGAGAAUUAUCACUGGUUCAUCGAUUGGACAAAGAUUCCAGUGGAAUAAUGCUCAUAGCUAGGAACAGAGAUGCUGCAUUAAAACUACAAGAAGCAUAUUCUAGACGUUGGAUUAAAAAGGAUUAUUUAUGCGUCACUGUUGGUAUACCAAGAUCAGAGUAUGGUUAUAUUCAAUUACCGUUGAUUGAACGAAAUUUCAGUGGGAUUCGUAAGAUGUGUAUUCCUAAGUUGGAUCGCCAUACCCAAGAAAAGAUAUGUAAAGAGAUGCAAUUAGAUGUUGAUAAUCAUAUGACUGAUGGUCAUACAACAGAAGACUGUGACAUAACUGAUGCUAUUUCUCUGCUACAAACUAAAAUGCAAGUAAAUAAAAAUCCAAUCACAUGGUAUCAUAUGUUGGAUAAACGAAAUUCUGCUGCAUUAAUGCUUUGUUCAACACUGACAGGUGUCAAACAUCAAAUCAGAGCUCAUUUAGCAUUUGGCUUACAGACACCAAUAUUAGGUGAUCAUAAAUACUCUCAUGCUGAAUAUUUAGCACCACAACGUUUACCAAAGUAUUUAUUAGAAGCACUUAAAGUUAGACAGUCUAAAGUACGUUAUCUAGGAUUACAUUUGCAUGCUUCAAGUGUACAUUUUCGUGUCACACCAACAACAUCAUUAUCAUCUAUGGAUGGUGGAGAUUUUUUCAAUUUUAUUCGUUCAAAAGGGUCUGCUAACUCUAUGAAUAAUAACAGAGGUCCUCUUAAAUUUUAUGCACCACUACCUAAUCAUUUUCGUGAUAAUUUAAAACGAAUAGGAUUAAAGUUACCGGGAUAUUUAAGACAACUAUACCGAUGA